AUGUCAAGCCGGAAUUCAGAGGGGAGGGUCUUCACCUUUGUAGACUACGACAUCAACCGUCGCGGAGUCACCGAUACGGCUCGGGCGCAUUUGAUGAAAGAUCGUGUGCGGUCGAAACGAGAAGCCAGGUCAGAAUGGGUUUCUCGCAACCAGUUCUCGCCGCUACGUUGGAUGCGACCAAAAGAGGAUAACCACCAACCAAAUGCAGGCAGACCAGAUGCGAAGUUGUCCAGCUCGGACGAAUCAGAGGCGAUGACAAAACCUCGAAUCUCGCACUAUGCGGCAGUUAUUGAUUUUGAGCGUGACAGCGUGACGGUGUCGCCUUUCGUCAGGAAGCCGCGGUCGCAGUCGCCGCGGUCGAGGACGGGCACAAAGUCCCAGCCCCGUAAGAACUUGGACAUGCAUGACAACUCUUCCGAAAGCAGUGCCUCCGAUCGAAGAAAUGGCCGGUCACCGGAAGAAGGCUGUCGGAUGGAAAUGUCCCGGCUCAAUUCCCCCUUUCUCGAUGCAGAUUCCCCCAGGUCCAAUGCAAGUCUCGUCGAUUGCGAGCCAAUUGCCUCAAACCCAAGAAGGACCAGCAUAGAAAGUCGGUCCGAAUUCGGUCUGGCACUCUUGGACGGGCUAAGGAUUGCAAACACGCCGCCUCCGCAACGACCAAUCGAGCUGAACGCCGGAUUGGAGGAAGAGUCGCAACGGAUCAUUUUGCAAGCUCUCCACGAAUCCGCUGCCAGAUUAGAGACCGUUUGGACGCCACUCGAUCAUAACCUGCUGAGAUAUUUUGCUGUAAAUGCUGUACCCAUGCUUGGGCUGGAUGUAUAUCCAGAGAUCGUCCAAAAACACGACCCCGUGCUGCAGCUGUUUCUGCCCUAUGCCACCUCCAGCCAGUGGUGUUUCGAAACUAUGAUACUGCUAUUCAGUGCGAACCAUCGUCGGAGAAACGAGCCGCCGCCCGAGCAUGGUCACCUGGACGACGAGAACCACUACCUCGCCUCUCGGCAGAACCUCAUCCUUGCGAGAACACGCGAGAGGAUAUCUUCCCUGGCCAAUUGCAACGAUUCAAGCGACGAAGACGUGGUGGCAUUUCUGUUCCUGGCUCUUGCCGAGUACUGCACCGGCAACCGACAAAUUGGUCUUAUGCACUUCAAAGCCUGGAGAGAAUACUGCGAGAUGCGGCGGGUUUUUGUCAUUCGGCCAUGCGGACUGCCCUGUAAAACCAUUGUCUGGUGGUGUGUCUCGGUGAUGUGUGAGGACGAUGUUUCCCUGGAUGGGAUCAUUAACCCCACCACUAGAGCAAGGAUACGCGAGGAUCCGGGAAAGCUGUUCAGGUAUUAUGAGUCUUUGAACGGCGCAGGGUACGUCGACAUGGCGCAACUGUCUCGUCCGGAGCUUUGUGAAAGGCGUAUCACUUGUUGA
Messenger RNA from Cladophialophora carrionii CBS 160.54, 1413 nucleotides. RefSeq lists its product as uncharacterized. The record is from RefSeq and is a predicted model, not a curated record. The transcript has a single exon. Bases 1 to 1413 code for a protein of 470 amino acids. Lineage: Eukaryota; Fungi; Ascomycota; Eurotiomycetes; Chaetothyriales; Herpotrichiellaceae.